This is a messenger RNA of Hyla sarda, 5206 nucleotides long. RefSeq names its product cilia and flagella associated protein 43 (gene CFAP43). The record is from RefSeq and is a predicted model, not a curated record. Gene Ontology annotation, molecular function: protein binding. Gene Ontology annotation, biological process: cilium assembly; sperm axoneme assembly. The transcript is spliced from 38 exons. Gene Ontology annotation, cellular component: axoneme. The coding region runs from base 172 to 5157 and encodes 1661 amino acids. Lineage: Eukaryota; Metazoa; Chordata; Amphibia; Anura; Hylidae.
AGCAAGUCUUUACGUCACCGACUGCCCUGAUGCUUCAGUGCGCAUGAGCGAAUACUGAUUAAAGUGUGUCUCCGGUAGCCAAUAGGUCGCGCCGUUUGUGUUUCUUAGCAACCAGUGUAAACUAUCUUGUAGCGCUAACUAGACUAUUAUCCAGGGAUCCCGGGGACAGACAUGGACCCUUCCAGUUUUCUAGAAGUCAGAUGGGUACAAGGAAUUAACCAGAAACAUGUCACGUUUAUCAACCCUCAGACAGUGUGCCACCCGUGUGGGAAUUUCAUCAUUUUUACGGACACUGAGACAAAGUGUCAGUCUCUGUUACAGUGUCCGUCUGGGAGUAUCGGAGCGUUUGCUGUAAAUAUGAGCAGUGAAGUGGUGGCAUUCAGUGACAAGAAACUUCCCCCAAAUAUUCAUGUGUUUACCUACCCAGGGCUUGUGAAAAGAGCUGAACUAAAAGGUGCAGCACAGCUGGAAUAUUCAUUGCUAGCAUUCAGUCACUCCGGACACUACUUAGGUAGUUACUCAUCAGUUCCAGACCACCUACUUACAAUAUGGAACUGGCAGGAAGGUGUUGCACUAUGCAGUGUGUCAGAUACCAGAUCCAGCUUUACCAGUUUGACCUUUAACCCCAUGGAUUGGCAUCAAUUGUGUCUGUCUAGUGAGGAGGCCCUUACGCUUUGGAAUAUUGAAGUCUGUGACACAGUAUACCACCUGAAAUCUACGCCGGUCAAACUUCUCAGUGAAGAUGGUAUAUUGGUUGAAGAGGAUGGCCAUCACAGUGCUCAACCAGACAGUCUACUAUCCUACUUUGGACCUCAGAUGCCCUUAUCUGCUAUUGCUGGCUUAGUAGGGGAUACAGUAGAAGGAUUCAUGCCGAAAGAACAAAGAAAACCUUGCGUUAAACCCAGUACCCACUGCUGGAGCUCGACAUCUAACUUGUUUGUUGGAUGUGAAGGAGGACAGCUACUGUCUGUGAACCCUGAGACACAGAAAAUGACUAUUCUAAACUUAACCGAGCCUUCUACAGCUGGAGAGUCACCGAGAGAGGCUUUAUAUGAAGGAAACAUAAAAACGAUGGCACUUCACAGGGACGGACUAUACGUAGGCGGAAACGAUGGCAUCUUAUGGUUAUGCUCCAUAAAAGGUUCAGAGUUUAAAAAGAAAGAAUGUUUGAAUGUCAAGGAACCCAUUGAGAGCAUCAGCCUUUCUUCAGAUUACAAGGCUCUUUCUGUUGCAACACAUAAGGGAUCUGUGUACAUAUACAAGUCCGAACAGCAUGGAGACCCAGUUCAGAUAUUGAAUACAUGUAAUGAUGAGUUAACCGCUGCUGACUUUUUGACUAAUGGAAGCAAGUACUGUUUGAGUGUUGGACAGUCCGGAGAAGUACAGUUCUGGUCACUGGAGGACGGAGCAAACAUCAGCUCAUUGAAUAUUGAUACACAGGCAUCCUGCUUGGCGUGCUGCCCAUCUUCCCAUUAUGCAGUAAUAGGGAGCAGCAGCGGCCAUAUCUUUUUUGUUGAUGCCGUGAAAGUAAAAGAUCCUCGAAUAAUUGCAAGAAAAAGACUUUAUCACGUCCCUGUGCUGCAUCUGCACUUUGAUCAGAAAGGAAACGUUCUUGUGACCGGAGCUGCAGAUGGACACAUAUUUAUUCUGGAUGCAAGACCAUCAAGUUCAUUCCAGGUUCUUGGAUACACAGUGGUUGGCGGAGAUAUUCUGUCAUUGUCAUUACUAAGCUCAUUGGAGUCUCAUCAUGUUAAAGCCCUGGCACUUGUGUGCCCCUCCGGGGAGAAGGAAGAAGAGGAAGGAGGCACCCAGCUUGAAUUGUUUUCUCUGGCUCUGAAACUUUUGCAACGUCCCAGUGAGUACAUUGAUCAGCUUGGGAUGCUUAAAGACUCCAUGAUCCAAAAGCAACAAUACAAGGUGGAGCAGCCUCUAUUUUCAGCUGUUCUGGGAGGCAGUGGCAAUGCUGUCUAUGGUUACUGCUGUGAUUCUUCAUUUAUUUACAAGUUUGCGCUGCCAAAGGAAACAUCUGGUAAUAUGAUUAAAGUUCUACCUGCAGAAAAAAAAGUUUGCGGAAGUCAGCUGGGACGUGGCUACCUGGGCUUGUCUCCUCAUCACAAGUGGCUGUCAGUAUCGGCAGCCGAUGGUAUUUUAUAUCUUAAAGAUUCUUUUACUUUGGAAACCUAUGCUGAGGUAUGUUGUCAUUCAUACCACACAGAAGGCAUCGGCACAAUGGCAUUUUCUUUAGAUGGACAUACGCUUAUUACUACAGGGGUGGGAGAUGGUGCAGUUGUUUGCCUGACGUGGAGACAUCCUGGAAAAAAUGGAGUGAAGGAAGCCUUCGACUAUGGUCGGACUCUGAGCAUUUCCCUUCAAGAUACUACAUUUAAGGAAGAUGAGGCUUUACGGAAAAUGCCACCAUGGAGCCCAGAUUCAAAUAUCUCACUUGUGCAAGAAAGAGAGGAGAGACAGCUUAGUGUUGAGGUGACGGAGCAGGAUGACAGCUACACCAGCUCCUCAGUAGUGCAAGCUACAGAUCCUACUUGGCUCAAUCACAAAUUCACCGAAGCCAUAAAAGAAGAAGAGAAGAAGUAUGCUGACCAGAAGAAGAGUCUCAGGAAUGGUAUAAAAGAACUGAGGCAUAAAAUACAAGCUAUGAUGCGAGAGAAUGAAUCCUUACCUGAAAUCGAAAAGUUGGACCAACAAGAAUUUAACUUGGACACAGAAGAGCAGGAAAGGCUCCGGGAUGAAAGUGAGCAGGAAGUGGAACGAGUUCGAAAAGAAAUCGAGCUUGAAAAUUUGUCCAGGCAAUAUUUACGGGAAAUCAUCAAAAAGGAAUGCUGGGAUUCUAUGUCAGUAACAGGACGUUCUAUUAUGUCCUUUCAUACAGAACAGGAAGUGACAAACUAUCCGUUGAAAGAACGUACAGCAAAAGAAUUGGAAGAUAUUGCCAGAGUUUUGAAUGUAAAAAAGACGGAAUCUGUUGAUCUCAAGAUCAGAAAGGAAAUUGUUGAGGUUCAGGCAAAAAUUGGAACAGCAGAGGAAGAAGAAGUAGAAGAGGAGACUGAGAAAAGUCAUGAUACCACGUCUCUGAUUGGGAGCCUGAGCGAUCAGUACGGUGGAGACACCUCCAACCUAUACAGCCAGCUGGAAAUGCACAGCCGAGAGGAGAAAAUAAACCAAAUUAUAUUACUGCAAGACAUUAUCUAUAAUGUGAAAACAAGCUUCAACAAGGAGUUUGAAGUGGUGUACAGACAGAAAGAGCAAGAAGUGACUCGUGUGAACGAAAGGAAUCAGAGAAUCUAUGAGAUAAUGUCCGAGUUAAAUAUACAAGAAAAACUUUUAGAACCAAAAUUUACAGAUAAUGAAAAGCCAGAAAGAGCCCUCACCGUGGAUGAUUCAGAGAUAAAAGUUGAAAAAUAUUUAACGCCAGAACAAAAAGCAAAGGUGGAGCUGCAAGCGAAGCAGAAAGAGGAGGAGCGUUUGGCUGCACAGGAAGAUAAUGCCAAACAGCGAGCUCUGAAUGACAUGAUGGGAGGCGUCUUGGAGGUGAAGAAAGAAGACAUUUUGAGAAUGGAGGUCACACAACCAGGUUUUUUGUCCAAAGCUGAGACUGAAUGGACUGAAGAGGAAAAAAAGCAGUUCAAGGAAUAUGAUAAAAAAUUUAAGGAGCUCAAUGAGGAGAAGGAAAAGUAUAGGAAGAUACUAGAGGCAGAAAUGAAAAAGAUCCAGGUAUCUAUCAUGGAGACCACACUUGCUUUUGAUGAGAUUUUGACAAAACUGUUUGAAAAAAAGGUGCAUUGUGAAAUGGUCAUCUAUCAGGAGGAACUGAAAAUCAGCAAUCUCCUGUUCUCAAUUCUCAUUGAAGAAGAGAUAAAUAUCAGAGCGGCACAACUGAACCAGAUCAUGGACAAGAAACGGAAGCAGAAGAAUCAAACAUCAGACUUAGUUAAGACUUUCAAAGCUGCAGUGGAAUCUUUCAGGGAGUCCUAUGAUGACCUAGUGGCAGAAGAUAAGUUGUUAGAUCGUGGAUUCAAGAAGGAAUUUUCUGAUGUUCAAGCUCACCACGUGGAUCAGCUUUAUAAAUUGUACAAAAAAAGACCAAGAGUUCAGCGACUUAGGACUCAGACAGAAAGUGAGGUGCCAUUUGGUGAUCGGCCAGGAUCUGCAAAAGCUCAUAAUGACUCAAAUGUUCAGCUAAUGAAAGCAAUGGAUGAAUUAGAUGAUCCGGUUCAUAUGCCAGAAGGACUGGAUCUUGCAAUUUGGGAGCGCUUCUGUCUGGCAAGGAGAUCAAAGAUGGAAUAUGAACAGCAAGUAAAGCGCAAAGCUUUGGUUCUAGCAGAGAUGCAGGAAUUCUUACAUAAAAGAAUUGAAGAAGAUGAAAGAACACGGCAGGACAUUGAGGAUAUUAUGCAAGAACUCAAUAUACUGCGAAAUGCGAAAAUGAAGUUUCAGCUGGAUCUGACUGUCCAGUUCAUACUAAAACAAGGCCAAGUGGAAGUGGAGAACUCUGACCUAAUUCCCAAUUAUACAGAUGCCAUACUUCUUCACAGGAGUGUCAUAGAAGACUUAAACAGCAAUAUACGGGGUUUAGGAGAGCAGAAAAUAGCAAGCAUGGUGGAAAGCAAAGAUUUCCGGAAAGGAAUCUUCCAGCUUGAGUGGGAACAUAAAAAAAUACAAAUGGAGAUGGAAGACCUGAAAAAGAAAUCCAGAGAUAUCACAAUGCUUCGUGUGACAAAAGAAAUUCAGACAUUCCUCAAUGAAUCAAACUAUGACAUGCGGAUAUCUAGUCAGAUGCAAGUCCUGGAAGAGACCAUCAACGUUCAAGAAAAACAACAUGAGAAAAACAUAAAACAGUUCAAACAAGUUAUUAAGGACUUGGAAAAACAUAUGAACAGAAAGAAAGAGACAAAUACACAGCUUGACAAGGAUCUACAGGGCACACUCAUUGCCUUCUCUGAAAGAAAGCAUAUUUAUGAUGUGGUUGGAGUAGAACAGAGUUCGGAGAAGAAUGCCAGAGAUAGAUACAUAGACAUUGUCCAGCGCAGGAAACUCGUUGAUCUUGUAAAGGCUCAAGCUCAAGAGAUCACAAUGCUCCGCACUGAACUAGAUCGACUGAGGAUGAAAACCUUUCCCGCACUUGUACAAAUGGAGUACUAGAUACCUGUAUUUCAAACCUGGUUUACCUAUUAAAAACAAGCACACUUGU